AUGAAGAAUACCAAAACAGAAAAGAGAAGGAAGGACAAGUCUGACAGGGCCACUGUUGACAAGGUCCUUGAUAAAAGAACGAUGAACAUUCUUGAUAAGAUACAGGAUAGAGGAAAGCUGGCGAAUCUAAGAGGAAGUUUAUGCACUGGGAAGGAAGCGAAUGUGUAUUUGGCGAUGGCAAGCACAGACCUUCAAAGCAAGUUUAUUAACAAUAGGUUUGAAGAAAAUAAAUGCCAGAAUGCAAUCAUGAGGAGUGAAGAAAUGAUUGCGGUUGCAGUUAAAAUUUUCAAAACAUCGAUUAUGCCAUUUAAGGACAGGGAGAGGUAUAUACGAAGUGAGAAGCGAUUUCAAAAGUUCUGCACAUCGAAUCCAAGGAAACUGGUGAAGGUGUGGGCAGAAAAGGAAGCAAGGAACCUGAAAAGAUUGAAUGCAGCAGGCAUACCAUCACCUCGACCGAUGUAUCUGCGUAGCAAUGUGCUUGUAAUGAGCCUGAUAGGAGAGUAUGAUUGUGUGGCACCCAGACUGCGGGAUGCAAAGAUUGAGGAUGUUGGGGAGUGUUAUAUGCAGUGCAUAGGGAUAAUAAAGGAGAUGUAUUGUAAGGCAAGGCUCGUGCAUGCAGAUCUGUCUGAGUACAAUCUUUUGUAUUACAAGGGUGUUGUGAAUGUGAUUGAUGUUGGACAAAGUGUGGAGAUAGAUCAUGAGAAUGCACAGAGGUUCCUGAUAAUGGACAUAAGCAAUGUGAAUGUGUUUUUUGAGAAAAAAGGAGUAUUAGUGGCAAGUGUGAAUGAUGUAUUUGAGGAUGUAACAGGAAUGAAGAUUCCUGUAUGCAUGGAAGGAAUGGAGAUUGUGUCUGAUGUGUUUAUUCCCUCAAGAGUCUCUGAGGUACGCAAUAAAGAGGAUUUUGAGAUAUUUGGAAGAGAAGUAAGCGGAGAUGCGAUGUCGAUUGAGGAGUCUGAGCAUUCUGAUGAAUCUGAAGAAUUUAGUAGUGAAAUGAAAGAGAAUAAUGAAGGAGAAUCAACCAAAAAUGCAUAUGAAGAGAAGAAGAAGAGGAAGAGUGAAGUCAAAGAGUUCAACAGACUCAGGAGAGCAUCUAGGAUCAGUAACAAAGAAAAGAAGAAGAUAUUCAAGAAGUACGUAGGCAAGAACCACAAAAAGAGAUGA
This is a messenger RNA of Ordospora colligata OC4, 1161 nucleotides long. RefSeq names its product putative RIO kinase. The transcript has a single exon. Gene Ontology annotation, molecular function: ATP binding; protein serine/threonine kinase activity. The coding region runs from base 1 to 1161 and encodes 386 amino acids. Lineage: Eukaryota; Fungi; Microsporidia; Ordosporidae. The record is from RefSeq and is a predicted model, not a curated record.